UACACGCUGCUUGCACUUAAACACGCAAGUAAUGAUAAAUUAGACAUUUCUCGGAUCGCACGUGGAGUCCGUAUCCUGAGCCUGGUGCACGCUCGAUCCCUCUCUCCCUCUUUUUAAUGGCACCCCUCUCGACGCUUCUGUGGCUCACCGUCUGCGCGCUCACGUCCGCAGCACGCGCGGUCGAGGUGUGCGGGGGAGCGCGAUGCCCGGGAGCGUGCGCGGGCGCGCGGUGCGCCUCGGGUCGCGGGGACGCGCUCCGGCGCCCGGCGGUGCCCUACACCAUCAUCCACCCGUCCGCGGGGGCGCGACAGGAGAGCUCCAGGAGCGGCGGCGCCACGGCGGAGGCGCAGACGCACGUGCGUGCACGUGCCCAGGCACAGGGACAGGCACGCGACGGCUGCGCGGGCGGAGAGCAGUGCGCGCAGACCAGGCGGCGACCGUGCGCAGGACGCGAGUGCAUCACGCACAUGCGCGACGGAGCGGAGCGCGCGCCGCGGGAGUUCGGCACCCAGAACGGGAUACAGCUCACAUGUGACGUCACACCAGGCACUAAUGAAGUCCCAUCUGAGGAUGCCCUAGUGCUGCAGAUUCACUUAGCCAAGGGGCAAGAGAAGCUUGUGGAGGAGCUCCGGUCUCAACAUGCUGAAGUCAGUAAUCUUCAGAAUGGGUUAAAGGAUCAGCAGGACGUCCUGCUGGCCCAACAGAAGGAGAUACUGGACCAACAGCGGAGGAUUUUCGAACAGAUGGAGCAAGUAAAGGUGGAGUACCAAAUAGUUAUGGAUAACUUUAGAAAUGCGGCCCUGCACAAAGAUCUAGAGGGCCACCUGGACAGCCACAGGUCCGAGAUAAAAACACACACAAUGGAGGCCUACACCAUACCCAAGGUGGAAAUGGCAGAGAGUGUGGUGGAGGUGGGAAGACAGAUGCCUGAGUGCAGCUCCUGUCAAGAAGACGAGUAUUGCGAUUUUAGCGGAGAAUGGCCAAGGUGCGAGAAGUGUACUGUUUGUCUUCCAGGAUUUUUCCUAGUGUCCCAGUGCUUAAUUCAUGCCGACAGGAUUUGUCAGGACAGAGAUGAAUGCUUGGAGAUACAGCACUUAUGUGGUGGUGACCAAAACCGAUGUCUUAAUACACCGGGUGGAUACAGAUGUACAGGAAUGUCGUCAAAAGACACAGCUUCUGGAAUGUGUGGUCAUUCUUAUUUCUACAAUUCCCAGCUGCAGGAAUGCCAGGCUUGCUCGGAAUGCGAUUCCCAACCUGUGGCAUCUCCUUGCUCAGCCAUGAGGGACACCAUUUGUUCAAGCUCCUCUGAAACCAGAUUCUCUCUUACCUGGUCCGGGGAAGUUUCCCUGGUCCAAGGUAGUGAGUUUCCUAACAUGCAAUUGCACGUCCAAGGACACAGUGAUGAAGCACUCGUUUCUUGCACCAACAGUUGGUUAGUUUUGCAUCAGCACGGACUUGUCUGGGUCGAUCAUAACCUAGCUUUAAGGCAUGGAUGCCGUAGUUUUAUCCAAGCGGGUUUGAGGUUGAAUUCCAGCGAGGAUGGAGGGAGGGACCUAAGUGGAAUGCGCAUGGAGCAAAGGGAUGGAAAAUCUCUCCAGAGUGUCAGUGUGACCGGGGUGACUAUUGUGGAUCCAGGUCACACAUUGUCCCUGUUCCUCAGAAGCACUAGCAAUCACUGUAAUGCAGAAAAUGAUAAAGUGCACCUUCAGAGUGGCCUCAUGGCACCUUUUAGUUUGCUCUGGCUCUCACAUGAUACAGGUGCUAUAGCCAUGACUGCACAGACUGUGGUUGCAGCACACUUCCAUACCAAUUUCCGACCUUCCUUUCGUACGGUGUCCAUCUCUGAUCCUUACAUGGUGACCCUGAGCCAUGACAAUCGUGGUGUCCGUUUUACAGAGAAGGGCACGGUAAAAUUUGUCCUGCAACAAGCAGUCUAUUCGAUGGGUCAAGCUUGUGUAUCUGAGGGAUUCUUCCUGGUAGCGUAUGUCAACCGGAAUGAAAGCAGUGUUGAACUGACGCGAGUCUUCAAGCCUGGUGUUCACUACAGGGACACAUCCAUAUCUCUUUCCGCUGCCGCUGCAGUGGAGGCUGGAGACACUUUAACUUUUGAAAUCCUGGCACCAGCACAGUGCAGCGUGCGCUACUUCUGCGACGACUCUGGGAUUAGCAUGCUAAGUCUGCUGUGGAUCCCUUCUUCUGUGUCCUCUGCUCUGUCGGCCACCGUAUCCAAAAGAGGUCUUCCUUUUGGUGCUGUAAGAAACAAGCCCUUAUUUUUUCACCAAACGUCCCCGACAGUGGCGCAACUACAACUAGCAAGCGCAAACAAGCAGCACGCACAUCGUAAUUUCAUCUUCUGGGAGGCAGGAACUGCUAGUGUUGCUCUUGAUUUGAGGCUGAUACACUCCUGUAGCAGGAUCGACCUCGUUUUAGUUCAGCAAGGAGCUUCGCCGACAGUCCUCGCUCGCCAAAUCGGAGGUCAGAUGCCGGAAGGUAGUGAAUGGGCUAGCUUAGGGCUCAGGGUGUCAUUCUCAGUGCAAAACGGAACUGAAGUGUAUGUCACGGUGGACUGCGUGCGCGGACGUCUUAACCAGAUCGCCCAUGAUGCAGGAAGUAGCAUUUCCAUCCUCUGGGUCGCGGCAUAAAUUUAGCAGAUAUCUUAGUUAAGUAUGAUUUAGGUUGUUAACAAUGACUUCAUAUAUGGUCUAGUACAAGUAGUAGAGAACGUAGCAUUUCCAGCAGUAUGUCAUAUGCUGUAGCACAUUUGAUGCAACUUGUAUGUCACAGGAAGUGCCAUUUCCAUGUAGGUACACAGCUGUAGCACGCUUUAAUAAAUUAGCAGUAGUCUGGUAUAAGCCUAGCACAGACAAUGAUACAGGAAAUAUAAUAGAUUUCCAUUCACUAAAAAUGAUUGGGGCUUAAGCAGGUCCUGUUUUAGCUUGUUAGCAAUAAUAGCGUGUAUAUAGGAUGUGACACUUAGAAGUAGCUUUUAGAACAUGGAACAUGAAUUCAGAAGUUCAUGCAUCACAGGAUGCAACAUUUCUAUUGGUAAUCUUUUUUUCUUUUUAGCAUGCUAGCAGUAGUUAGUACUGAACAUGUAGAGUAGAAACAGGAAGUAGCCAUCUCUCCAUUUAGCAUGUCUUAGCUUGUUAGCAAACACAAUACAUUAUAUCCAGCAUUGCACAGGUAGCGACACACAGGACGACUAGCCUUUAUAUCCAUAUAUAGACCGCGACAAACAUUAGGCAGGUCAGGAGAGUUAGCAUGUUUGCAGUUAAUAUCUAGCCUGUCAUGUACUGUAGCCUAUCGUUAUUAGCGUGAUUAUAUCUCAAUAGUUCUCAUGAUGACACUGAAUUAUUUUUGUGGUAUUGUUCAAUUAUAGCUUGUAUUCAGCUGUGUAAAUUAUACAGUGUUAUGUAAAAUAUGCUAUCCAUGUCAGCGUGUGUGUGUGUAAACUUUUUGUGAAACGCUUAACAGACUAACCUUAUUGCCCUUGUCUAUAUAGCUUAGCUAAAGCAUUGGGGUCAUUUAAAAACAUUUUAUAUUUCUUUUUUAUUUAAAUGCAGCUGUGUGUAUUUACAGGCAAAGUAAAUAUUUAAUUCCGGUCCCUGUUGUAUUAUUCAUAAACAUGUUAGUAAUUGUACUGUAUGAAGUAAGAAUGAAAAAUUUAAGGCAAGAAUUAAAGUACAAACGGGCGUUCGAGUCAAAGCAGGAUUUCAGUUCAGAAAAUAAAACCUUUCUUUAUUUCUCUAUAUUAUCCUCUGCUACACAAAUGCACUUACGGCAGUGUUUCACUAGUGCUUGGACACCAUCAAGGUAAAAACGCUGGCCUCCCAGGAACUCCUUAAAUGCACCAAACAUAGCCAGGAUCGUCAUUCACGGACGUACGGCCUUCUUUAAAACGUUCCCACCGUUCAAAUGUUUUACCGCGGCUAAGAGUCUCAUCACACCAUACUGUGCUUGAGGUCUUGUGUGAGUGUUACGCUUUCAUUCACCAGAAAUUUAAUUACAAGUCCCGGUUUGACUCGAACGCCCCUUGUAUUUGUAUUUGUAUUUGUAUUUUGCUGCUUGAAUUUUUUUUACUGUGUAUUUUGUAAGCGAGAACGAUUAUAGAGAUGCAUCUUCAGUUAUAUAAACCAACUGUUGUUUGAUGAGAAAUAAACAAAGAUAUGAAAUGCUGA
This is a messenger RNA of Clarias gariepinus (North African catfish), 4178 nucleotides long. RefSeq lists its product as uncharacterized. The transcript is spliced from 4 exons. Gene Ontology annotation, molecular function: calcium ion binding; protein binding. The record is from RefSeq and is a predicted model, not a curated record. Lineage: Eukaryota; Metazoa; Chordata; Actinopteri; Siluriformes; Clariidae. Bases 117 to 2642 code for a protein of 841 amino acids.